Molecule: messenger RNA, 8293 nt
Organism: Mercenaria mercenaria
Lineage: Eukaryota; Metazoa; Mollusca; Bivalvia; Venerida; Veneridae
Exons: 2
Coding region: 406-2544 (712 amino acids)
Source: RefSeq, a predicted model, not a curated record
CUUUUAUUUCAAUUUGUUGGAAACUGAAUAUGCCUACAGGUGGCAGACACAGUGUCUUUUAUCAAAUAGACACAAAGAACUACUGAGCUAAGCAAAAGCACUUUGUAGGUCCUCAUCAUAUACACAAUCAUAGUGAAAGUCAAAACUGUAAGGGGAAUAAUGAGCAGUUGUUCUAAUCUAAUCAAGUGAAUGAAUUACCUCCCUUAGUUUAACAAAAAUGAAAGAGGAAGUAAAUUGAAUAAAUUUCCAAAAAAAUUAAAACAGAAAAUAGAUUGAAAGUAAAUUUCAAAAAAAAAAAAAUAAUAAAACAGAAAACAGAUUGGAAGUAAUUUUUAUCCUAUACCAUUUACGGCAGAAAAUUAGACAAUAACCACAAUCACACUUCUUAAGAAAAAUCUUUCAAGAAUGUCUCAAGACCCUGAUUAUUACUGGACUAUCUCACUGAAUCUGUCCCAGGUGCUCAAUGAUAUUGGUGUCAAUGAGAAAAUGAUUCUGAAGAGGAGGAGGAUGGUCCUGUUAAGGGAAAUAAUGGCACAUAGUAGAUACGGAUUGCUGGGUACAAAUAUUUCCUUGUAUCAUUUUGGAAGCCAGUCUGAAGGGUCAAUAACAAUAGGACUCUGUUCAGACAGUGAUGCACUCAUCUGCGACAGUGCAUUUAUUGUUAUACAGGACUGGAGUGAGUGGCAACCUGGCAGGGACAAUCUACUGAUGAUCCAGGAUGAGACCACAUCGCCAGGUUACUGUCUACUACAAUGUCUGAGGGAUGAUGAGCCUCUUCCUCUUCAUACUGCUCUACUUGAUCAUGAACCAGACAGAUAUCAUACAGUAAGCAGAGGUAACGUGCUGAUGAAGAACACAGCUCAUAGAGAUUUUGGUUUAGCAGGAAGUGUAAUAAAUGGUCCUGCUUCAUCAAGGCAAGGAAGUCCUGGUUGUUGUGAUCAAGAUUUUGUCCGAGCAUUCCACUGUAAAUCAUGGCCUGUAGAAGCCCAACCAUGGUUAUUACAACAAGGUAUAGGAAGAUGGCCUACAGAAGAAAUGAAGAGAUACUGUGAGACUACAGGAUGUUUUGUUGUACCUGUGAGCAGUAAAAAUGGCCAGAAUGAAGAUCUUGAAUGGAGAAUAUCUACUUCCCACGCUGAAAGAUGUCUGAUGUUCAGUUUAAACAUCACACAAUUAAGAUGUUACAUUCUGAUGAAGAUGAUUCUUAAAACAUUCAUAAAUCCUCAGUGUGAUGGUGUCCUUUCAAGUUUCAUGUGUAAAACUGUUUUAUUUCAUUGUAUACAAAAUACAUGUUCAAAGAACUGGGUGCAAUCUAACUUACUCCCAUGUUUGAUGUGCUGCCUUACAGUAUUACAGAACUUUGUAAGACAAGAAAACUGUCCAAAUCUUAUGUUGCCUGAAAACAACCUAAUGGCCAGAAGAAUUUCUCCUCAUAACAAACUCAGAAUUAUUGAAAUACUACAAAAGAUCAUACAAAGUAAGGGUCGUGCACUGCUGAAGAUUCCCAUUGAUGACCUUGGUACAAGACUACAAGUGAAGAUAAAUAUGGGUGAAGCUUUUCAGUAUCAUGAAACUCCAGGCCAAAUGUAUGCUAAAAUUUCAACAGAGCUGCUAAUUAAUAUUACCAAAUGCAUAAGUGUCAGUUACAAGUUCCUUUUAGGAUCAAUGCAUGAUGGAAAUGAAAUGGUGUAUGAGAGGUUAUCAGACUUUACAUUAACACUAACAAGAAUGUACAGAGCAAUGGGUUUUAACAGUUUGGAAAAAUCUGCACUGAAGCUUUUCGCACCACUGCUUUCAUCUUCACUAGGGUCUGUGAUAGCAUCUCAUGACAUUUACACUACUCACAGUAUAUCUCCAGAAGCACUGUCCUGGUUUUCAGUUGGUUUGAACUCAGAUGUGGCAUCUGGUAGAUUGAAACUUGCAUCAGCACUAUGCUGUGUAGGAGAUAUGGAAAAAGCAGUGUUUGUUCUGAGGAAUAUAGAAGAAAUGUAUGAUCUGAAUACUGUUGAACCUGUGUGUGACUGCUAUGAUCAUCCGCAGUAUUACGUAAGGCAAGGAUUCAUAAAUAAAUGUAAUACUGGACAUGAAGAACUAAUACAACAUAACACAGCAUUUUGUGUUAGAUUUCUGCAGUGUGAAAUUUGCUGUGUUCCUAAAGAGCUACAGUAUGAAAUGUUUAGAUCUACACAAGAGGACAGGCUUGAAAGGAAUGAAAUAUCUGACGUCUGGAUGGAUUGGGCAGUGGUUGAUUCUCUACCAAACCUCUACUUCCUGCAGUACAAGACUUACGGCUCUCUUCAGAGAGUGGCAGACCAACAAUGUGCACUUGCAAAACUUGUCACUACCAUUGAAACAGAAAGAAAUCUAGGUCACAGGGAAACAGCACUGAACUUACUAGGUCAGUGUAUGGAACAAGAAAACCAACAUAUUGAUGCUUUACGCUGCUAUAUGAUAUCUCUUAAAAUUCGAGCAAGAAACAAUGCCGCAAAUUUUCUAUCUGUAGACUUCUUUAUGUAUUAUUCAACAUGCAGGAACCUGCACUGAACUGAACAGGGUACUGCUGAAAGCCUGAGUACCUGCAUGAAGAUGCUGCAAUACACACUGUUUGUAUUUAUACAUGUAACAUGUGCUAUUACAUGGUAACUUUAGAGAACUUUUAAAAGUCAAUGAAUAAAUCAUGAAGAUUUCAUGAAUUCACAUAAUUUACACAAAAUAAUUAUAUCUGCCUGGAGUACAAACAUUAUGUUGCUAUAGAAACAUCUAUGUAUUACGGAAUUCAGUUAGGACCAUUGCCUUUGAAUGUGCUGAUCUGAAAUGCGAUACUCUGUAGUACACUGAUGAAAAAACUAAAUCAUGAAGCUAUGGUAAAGAAAACACGAGAUUACAAUGAUGAUAACGUGAUUCUAUAUUAACGAAAAUUCGAUCAUAUGAUUUUACGAUGGUAAUAAUGUAAUAUACUAUUGUGUUUUCACCAUCAUACUGUCAUAUUUUCACCAUCAUAAUAUCCCGUAUUCGUUAUCGUAGUAUCAUGAUUCCGCAAUUUCGUAACCAUACUAUUCCGUUAUCACCAUGGUACUGUCAUGUUAUCACCAUUUUAUUGCUGUGUUAUCAUCAUCAUACUGUCACGUUUUCAUCAUCAUUCUAUCUGGUAGUGGAUAUUGAUGAAGAUCGACAGCUGAUUUUUUUGUAACAUUCUGAAUUAAUUCAUUAACAUGUGUCUUGUGCAAGGUGCUUGAAUACACUGUUUCCUUAUUGUUAACCACUUCAACAACCAUGGUAUUCUGUAUGACCUGCAGCAUGGUUUUAGGGAAAAAAGAGCGUGUGUUACCCAGUUAGUUAUGUUAGUAAAUGAUCUGGUCACUUCAGUCUACAAUAAGAAACAAGUAGAUCUUAUACUGCUAGAUUUUAGUAAGGCUUUCGACAAGGUUAGCCAUGAGAAACUUCUUCUAAAAAUACACAAAUAUAGAGUCAGAGGUAACACAUUAAGAUGGGUCAAAACCUUUUUAGAUAACAGGAUUCAAUCAGAAGUCCUAAACGUCACUACCUCUGAUGCCAUCCUAAUAUCAUCAGGUGUCCUACAGGUGUCUACUUGGUCCCCUGCUCUUCCUAGCUUACAUAAAUGACCUCCCACAAAACAUCAGCUCCGAAGUUCGUCUCUUUGCAGAUGACACGGCAAUAUAUCUAACUCUCAAAUUUCUAGACAAGAAGACCAUGAUGGUCUUGAAUCGCUCACCUGUCCCCACAUGACCCAGAUUUAAACUGAGCAUUACAUUGUUUUUUUUCUAUUAUUUGACAUAGUGACCUAGUUUUUGAGCUCAUGUUACCCAGUUUUGAAUUUGACCUAGAUGUCAUCAAGAUAAAAAUUUUAACCAAUUUUCAUGAAGAUCCAUUGAAAAAUAUGGCCUCUUGAAAGGUAACGAGGUUUUUCUAUUAUUUGACCGUAAUGACCUAGUUUUUAAAGGCACAUGACCUAGUUUCAAACCUGACCUAGAUAUUAUCAAGGUUAACAUUCUCACCAAUUUUCAUGAUGAUCUCAUUAAAAGUAUGGCCUCUAGAGAGCUCACAAGGUUUUUCUAUUUUUAGACCUACUGACCUAGUUUUUGACCAUUUGUGACCCAGUUUCGAAUUUUGACCUAGAUAUCAUCAAGAUGAACAUUCAGACCAACUUUCAUACUGAUCGUAUAAAAAAUAUUGCCUCUAGAGAGGUCACAAGGUUUCUCUAUUUUUAGGCCUACUGACCUAGUUUCUGAAUGCAUGUGACCCAGUUUCGUACUUGACCUAGAUAUCAUCAAGGUGAAUAUUCUCACUAAUUUUCAAGAAGAUCCAUUGAUAUUAGACCUACUGACCUAGUUUUGGACCACAUGUAACCCAGUUUCAAACUUGACUUAAAUAUCAUCAAGGUGAAUUCUGACCAAUUUCAUUCUGACCAAUUUUCAUGAAGAUCCAUUCAAAAAUAUGGCCUCUAGGGAUGUCACAAGGUUUUUCUAUUUUUAGACCUACUGACCUAGUUUUUGACUGCAUGUGACCCAGUUUCGAAUUUGACCUAGAUAUCAUAAAUGUGAACAUUCUGACCAAUUUUCAUGAAGAGCUCAUGAAAAGUAUGGCCCCUAGAGAAGUCACAAAGUUUUUCUAUUUUUAGACCUACUGACCUAGUUUUAUACUGCACGUGACCCAGUUUCGAAUCUGACCUAGAUAUUAUCAAAAUGAACACUCUGACCAACUUUCAUACAGAUCCCAAGAAAAAUAUGGCCUCUAGAGAGAACACAAGGUUUCUCUAUUUUUAGACUUACUGACCUAGUUUUUUACCGCACGUGACCCAGUUUCGAACCUAACCGAUUUUUAUGAAGAUCCAUUUUUUUCUUUUGUCGCUGUUUACCAGCUCAAGAGCAGAUUUACAUUAGAACGACUCUGUUUACCGUUUAAAAGCGUAUAAAAUUAAAAAAAAAAAAACGUUCUUCAACCAUACAGUGCUCUGAUGGGUAAGCGACAAAUAUACAUUCUUCAACGAUACAAGCGCUCUUUUGGGUUGGAACCAAAUAUAUAUUCCUCAACGAUACAGUGCUCUUUUGGAUAUUGCAAAAAAAGAGUCCUAACUUUUGCCAACAUGCCCACAACGUUCAAAUAUGUUUAAAAAUAAUGAGUAAUGACCGAUAUGACCAAUAAGAUCAAUUUUAAUGAUCACCUUUAUAAUUUUAUUGGGAUAACCCAUAUAUUGUCUUCAGAUCUACGUAAGUCUUAUGUUUGUCUCAUAAGGCUUUAUUAUGCGUGAUCUGAAUUUAAAUAGGCCUGGGUUUUCUCAAGAAUACUUAAAUUAUGCAAAUUUGAUAGUUUAUUGAUCUAUAUCGAUAACAAGAGCUGUCACUAAUGGUGACAAAUGCCCCAGCAGCGCCUUGACCUUUGACCUGGUGACCCAAAAGUCAAUAGGGGUUGUGUACUCAAUAAGUACUAUCAGCAUGUGAAGUUUGAAGGUCCUGGGUGUAGUGGUUCAUGAGUUAAGUGCCUUCAUGCAAAAAGUUAACAUUGGCUCCUGUGACCUUGACCUUUGACCCCAAAGUCAGCAGAGGUGGUGUACUCAAUAAGUACUAUCAGCAUGUGAAGUUUGAUGGUCUUGGGUACAGUGGUUUCUGAGUAAAGUGCCUUCAUGUAAAAAGUUAACAUGGGCCUCUGUGACCUUGACCUUUGACCUGGUGACCCUAAAGUCAGUAAGGUCGUGUACUCAAUAAGUACUAUCACCAUGUGAAGUUUGAAGGUCCUGGUUGCAGUGGUUCGUGAGUAAAUGCCUUCAUGCAAAUAGUUAACAUUGGGACGAACGAACGAACAAACUAACAAAUUGACGGACAGUUGAAAACUAAUAUGCUUCACUUAGUGGGUAUAAAACAAGAGCUGUCAGUAGACAGCGUGCUCGACUAUUCUCAGUGCUUGAUAGUAUAAUAUAAGCCAUGAGUAACACUUUAACACUACAAUAAGCAUAUUCUAAGUUGAAAAGGGGCCAUAAUUCAGUCAAAAUGCUUGACAGAGUUGCCUCCUCCUUUUUACAGACUGGGGUCAUGAUGGUAAACAAGUAUGCAAAAUAUGAAAGCAAAAUCACAAUGGACUUUAAAAAUAUUUGGGGUGGUAUGCAAACUUCAACAUUUAUUCUAAGUCAAAAAGGGGCCAUAAUUCAGUCAAAGUCAAAUGCUUCAUAGAGUUGCCCCCUCCUUUUUACAGACUGGGGUCAUGAUGGUAAACAAGUAUGCAAAAUAUGAAAACAUCUCAAUGGACUUUGAAAAUAUUUGGGGUGGUACGCAAACUUUAACAUUUGUGUGACGCUCACGCUAACUCUAACGUUCACGCUAACGCUCUCGCCGACACCGGGGCGAGUAGGAUAGCUCCCCUAUUCUUCAAACAGUUGAGCUAAAAAAUUGCACCAGUUCAUAAUAGUUUAUGUAAGGAUUAUUAUAGUAAUACUAGUACUAUGGGAUAAAAAACAACAUUAUUUAAAUUGAAUCUAUGAUAGUUUGUUUUAAUUUACAGUACAAUAACUAGUUCUUGUUCAAAACACAAUCAAAUGAUCAAUAAUCAACUUUUGUAUUUGUUUCGAUUCUGGGUCCAGUUGUUCGAAACUUUAACAGGCGAUUAAGCUAACGGUUGAUUAACUUUUAGAGUUAUUUUUCGGCAUUUCAGACGACCUUGAAAAAUAAAAGUAUGAGGUAAGAAUUAUGAACAAUGAAAAUUCUUUACAAUUAAAUCAAAACAUCAUACCUGUGUUUCUCACCAAGUGUAGUAUUUUUAACCAAAAUUUAACCGGCAGUUAAUUUAACAGCCGGUUAAAGUUUCGAACAACUGGUCCCAGGGAAUUGCUAAUUGUGCAAGCUGCCACCGUUUUGACACUUUUUAAUUGGUGCCGACUUAUCUCACUGAAUGCUUCACAGUUUUAAAAAGUUUUGCAAUUAUAGGUAACGGGGUCGUUAAUUGGCACAUGAUCACUUGCUAAUCUCCUGCGGCGUAGAUUGCAAAUUCGAUAACCAUGGUAGUGCUGUCUGACACGUGUAGGUUUCACAUGUUAGGACAGAAGUACUAGUAGAUCUAUUCCUGUAGAUCUCACGAUUUUUUCCCCCCAAAAAUUGAAAAUCCAUGAAUUUACAUCCCCACAAAACAGCUAUUUUGGCCAAAACCACAAAUUUCGUGCCGACUAAAUUAAAUGAUUUCACAGUAGACCGAGCUACAACUGUUGCCUUUAGAGUGUUCACAAACUUUUUCUUUGAUUGACCAUGUGACCUAGGUUUUAACCUCAAAUGACCCAGAAUAAAACUGGGCCUAGAGAUCAUCAAGAAAAACAUUCUGACCAAGUUUCAUAGAGAUUGAGUCACAACUGUGGCCUCUAGAAUGUUUACAAGCUUUACCUUUGAUCAGGUCUACUGACCUAGUUUUUGACCCCACAUGACCAAGUUUAAACUUUGACCUAGAGAUCAACAAGACAAAAUUUAAUAUUCUGACAAAGUUCCAUAAAUAUAGGGUCACAACUGUGGCCUCUCGAGUGCUCACAAGCUUUUCCUUUGAUCUGGUCUACUGACCUACCUAUUGACCCCACAUGACCCAGAUUCGAACCUGACCUAGAGAUCAUCAAAACAAACAUUCUGACCAAAUCUCAUAAGUUUGAAUCACAACUGUGGCCCCUAGAGUGUUCAAAAGAUUUUCCUUUGAUCUGGCCUACUGACCUACUUUUUGACCCCACAUGGCCAAGAUUCAAACUUGACCUAGAGAUCAUCAAGACAAACAUUCUGACUAAGUUUCAUAAAUACUGGGUCACAACCUUGGCCUCUAGAGUGUUCACAAAGCUUUUUCCUUUGACCUAGCCUACAGAUCUAGUUGACACUACAUAACCCAGUUUCGAACUUGACUUAUCAAGACGAACAUUCUGACCAAGUUUCAUGAAGAUUGGGUCAUAAAUGUGGCCUCUAGAGUGUUCACAAGGCAAAUGUUGACGGACGCAAAUGUUGACGGACGCCACACGACAGAUGCCGACUGACGCCGGACAAUGACUGGUCACAAUAGCUCACCUUGGUGAGUUUACAUGUAAGCUACAAAAUCUGACAAUCAAUUUCCAGGCUACCUGAUAUGGAGUUUCAAAUAUUAAAAUGCAAAAUGUGUGAAAAUACGCCGGGAAAGUUUUACACAGGUCUUGUUAAAAACAUAAUGAUCAGAAAUACGUUGUAAAAUAUAUUUUAAUGAAAAACAGUAUGUAUUUAUCUUUUUUACGCGAGCUAUAAAUUUUACAUUUUAUACAAAUGUAAUUUAGGACGUUGGGUCCCGA